CAGGUCUUUGUUGAAGUUAUCUCGUUUCAAAAAUUUCGAUGUAUUAUUGGCACGUGAAAAUGAGUGCUAAUGUGGCUUCUUUUCCAUGCCCAGUAUGUACACUGUCGGGUGUUUUUUUUACGGCACAAUCAUUAAGAGAUAGGCUAAUACAAGUUUCGACAAAUAAAAUUUUGUGUCCAGUUUGUCAAGAAGAGAUCAUUGGCUUGGAUAAGUUAACUAUACACUUAUUUAGCCACGUUAAGCUUCUGGCAGCGAACGAAAAUGUUGAUAAGGAUCGAGUAAGUGAUGUGAAAAUUAUACCAAAAAAGAAACACGAUCUAGUACUGCCACAGAAGAAACCAAAACCGUCGACGUCUAAAAAUAAACCUCAACCAUCAACAGUAAACACGCCGGUGAAGUUCGUCAAGAUUUAUCCCAAAUUUCCAGUUAUAUCGUUAAAUACUUUACCUAUAAUAGAUAUAUCACAACUCCCAUCGAAAGAUUGCAUACAACAAGGUGAAAAGGUUUUUGUAAAAGCCGAAUCAGCAGUUUUACAAGCAAACACAGCAUGCAACAUUUGCGGACUGCAGUUUGUCGAUGAGAACAUUCUAAAGGUGCACCGAUGCUUAAUACACAAUAUUGAUGACGAUGCAAAUUCUACAAUAACAACAUACCAGUGUCACCUGUGCCCAAAGAAAUUUAAAAUGAGAGGAUCUUUGAUGGUUCAUCUAAGAGUUGCACAUUUUGGAUUUUCGGCGGGAAAUAAAAAGUGUCCUGCAGAAAAAACCGAAUCAGGAAAAUGUGAUGAAAAGGAUCAAGAGGAUAAACCGUUUGCCAUGGUUAAAAUUGAUAAUAAGCAAUGGCAGUGUGAUGUUUGUCGAAAAUGUUUUACUACAAAAUAUUUUCUAAAGAAACAUAAGCGUCUCCAUACAGGAGAAACGCCGUACGCUUGCACCCAAUGCAACAAAACGUUUACGUUCCAACAAUCAUAUCAUAAACAUCUUCUGUAUCAUAAUGAUGAAAAGCCUCAUAUAUGCAACUACUGUGGUCGAGCUUUUAAAGAACUUUCAACGUUACAUAAUCAUCAGCGAAUACAUACUGGGGAAAAACCGUUUUCAUGUGAAACUUGUGGUAAAUGUUUUCGUCAAAGAGUCUCAUAUUUAGUGCACAGGAGAAUCCACACCGGCGUUAUGCCUUACAAAUGUACGGCGUGUGAAAAAAGCUUUCGGUACAAGGUUUCACAAAGAACACACAAGUGUCAGGCUCAACCACCAGGAACUGUUGUGCGCCAAGUGGGUAAUCUUGUUGAAAAACUUAAAAAGAAAUGUGCAGAUUCUUCGACAUCAAACGACAAGGAAGAGCGAAGUAAUCAUGAUAAUUACUUUAGAGAAGUUUCAAAAGCAAACGCUGAACUAGUUCUCACCGGUGCUAAACUAUCUUUAGAUGAUAUGGAAGCUGACAAUUUUAAUCUCAUCAAUGACACAUUCAACCGAAACGUGCCUGAACAAAUUACAGAAUUAAAGAGUCCGACUCAAAUUACGAAAAACAAUAAAAUCGCACCUUGCUUGGAUUCCAACUUAGAGGAGUUAAUGGACAGUAUUCCUCUUGUAGACAAAAACAUGCCAUCACCAUCCGAAAUCUUAAAAAAAUUAUGUCUUUCCAAAGAUGAAGAUUACUCGCUGUCACCAGAUAAAACAUGUGAAAACGACUUCGAGAUUUAUAAAGAUAUUGAUAAAUAUUUAUGAAGACAUCGUGAGGUUGUCAACAAUGUGAAUCGGAUUUUGUGCUAGUUCAGCCUAAAAUAUUAAAUUUUAGAAAAAAAAAACAAGCGAUACGAAAUCCAUGCAAGUAUUACAAGUUGUACAUAAAACUGCCGAUUUUUGAGAUGAUGAGUGACUAAAAGCGCAACAAUAGUUGGUGCAGCUAUGCUUAGACGUAUAUUAUAUAAGAGAUACAUUCUGACCAAAAAAUGUCUGUUGUAUUACUGAAGUUAACUGUUAUGGCAGGCAGAAACAUUUAAGCUAUGCAGUCUGACCAGCGCCAUACUACAUACCCAGUUGCCAGAAUAUGCCUCCGCCUUCUGUUACACAUUAUAUCCGUGAGACCCUUAAAGUACAAAGAAAUUAUAUUUUGAUUGAGAUUUACUACAUUGUUUGUCGUAAUAUUCGGGAAGUGAAAUUAAAUAAAUGGUAUAUAUAUAGGUAUACGUUAUUAUGACAGUGUAUUGGUAUAGUACCCGAAAAGAAAGACGGGUGGUAGUACCUACUAGUCAUUUCAGUUACGAUAGCACUAAAAAUCACAUUUUUUUAUAUUUGCGUGACACAAUUGAAAAUCAACUAUGGGGCGGAUACAAUGGUCUAUAGAGGAUGCGAA
Bombyx mandarina (wild silkworm) is the source of this 2352-nucleotide messenger RNA. RefSeq lists its product as uncharacterized. Gene Ontology annotation, biological process: regulation of transcription by RNA polymerase II. Gene Ontology annotation, cellular component: nucleus. Gene Ontology annotation, molecular function: RNA polymerase II transcription regulatory region sequence-specific DNA binding; DNA-binding transcription factor activity, RNA polymerase II-specific. The record is from RefSeq and is a predicted model, not a curated record. NCBI's taxonomy places the organism in Eukaryota, Metazoa, Arthropoda, Insecta, Lepidoptera, Bombycidae.